Messenger RNA from Phaeodactylum tricornutum CCAP 1055/1, 1875 nucleotides. RefSeq lists its product with no specific name. The transcript has a single exon. Lineage: Eukaryota; Bacillariophyta; Bacillariophyceae; Surirellales; Neidiaceae. The coding region runs from base 1 to 1875 and encodes 624 amino acids. The record is from RefSeq and is a predicted model, not a curated record.
AUGAUAUCGGUGGAAACAACGCAGAGCGGAGCUCCUACAGCGGAAUGGGCGGUGGAGAAGGACGAGCCACGGUCGGCCAACUGGGAUCCCGCAUCAUUCGAAGAACAGUUACAAAAUAGUGGGAGCGCUUCCUCGUGGAAACAUGACUCCAAAAAUAGAAACAAACAAAGUCGUCUCCAGGAUAUAUCCUUUGAAUUUGAUUCGGCAGUGGAUAAGGAGCAGCCGUGGCCGUUUGACUCAAGCCCCUGCGCUUGGCGAGCAAAAGUGCCUAAUACGAAUGAGAAAAUCAACCAGCAGCUCUAUGAUCUCACGUUUGUUGCAAGGAACAACUGCGACAAAAAAGUUGAUGACAUGUAUGAAAAAACGCACGUUUGCCCAAAAGAAAUCUGCGGCUUCUCUCCUUGUAGCGACAGCAGUACCUCCAGCAGUGACAAAAGCGGAGGCCAUUCGUUCUGUGGAGACAUUGAUGAUGCAUCUGGUUUCCACUCACGCAAUACGUGUGCUUCGUCGUCUAGACGGUCGCAAAGGAGCGACCACCUAUUGAAACUUGCAAGUGGACCACACCGACGGGAACAAUCCUACUAUCAAACAUUGGCUUGGAAUCGCAGGACGGAGUCCAUGGAUUCAAAUGAUGCCUUGGAUUGUAACUUCGAGUAUUCGCCUCCGACGAAACCGUCAGGCUCACGUACACAUAAGCGAUCAGGCUCUGAGACCAACGUAAGGAAGAGAAUCGAUAAAAGCAAUCAGAAUGGACAAGACCCGCUGGCUGCUUCUUGCCAUGGCCAGAUAGAGACUAAAAUCAGGAAAAAUGUGCGCCGAAAAACAACUAGAGAUAAAGAUGCCUUGUCAGCUACAUGCCAUGGGCAGAUUGAGCAAAUCGAGCAGACAGUCAGCAAAGUUCGUCGCUCGAGUCGUCGUCCAAAACGCCGAGAAGAGGAUGACCCAGUUGCAAUGCCCGGCGAGCAAAUUCAACCGGUUCAAACAAUACGGAACGACAACGUUGCAUUGUCGACGUCUUCGGCAAAAGGCCAAAGCGAAUAUGGUGCGGAUCUAGGAGGGGCAUCUGUUCACGGUACGGUCUCUAUCAGCCGCGUCCGCAGCAACACACAGACGCGUUGUAUCGAUCCGUUGCGGAACGCUUCAAAACGAAAAGAGAUCAAGGUCAAGGCGGACCAUCAAGGACAAAAGAGUCGUGGCAUGCCCACUGUACAUAAUCAGUGCUCAGAGGAAUCUAGCCAUGGAAGAAAUGUCGACAACAAAGAGUUGAAUAUUUCGCGAUCUUCAGGCCGUCACAAAAUGCGACAGGAACGGUCUUCCUUGCAACCUUCGGCUGCGCAGCACCAGAAGCCAGUAUCCUCGCGAAUUUUGAGCAACUCAAGAUCAUCUCGACAUCUGAUUCGCUCUGGAUCUUCCAAAAGCAUGGACGACUCAAGCUCUCGGAUAAGAUCAGGUCCCCAAAGCGCAUCGCGUAGCACAAGCUUCUUAGAGCCAAAAGACACGCAAGUCAAUCAGAGCAGCGAUCGUAUAGAGACUGAUUCGGAUGAAGAGUUCGCUAUCGAUGGUUUGGGAUCUCGGACUAAGGAUAUAUCCAUGGAUCGACUCGGGAGCGCGCGUUCCAUGCUUCGUAGACGGCCAAAUAUCAUCGGACCGCGCCGGGACCUUCUCGUUUUGUUAAAAGAAAAAAAGGCUUUUUCGAAAAACGAUUUCAUGAACAAAGAAAACCGACGACUUUUGCACUUCAUCACGUACGAGCGGCAAAUGGGUGUGUCAAUGAAGGCCCUUCACAGAACCAUCAAAAAGGAAAUGGCGGAGACCUGCAGUGAUUUGGGGAAAAGAGGGGUCCCUAUUGAAAAGGUGGUUUCCCAAUCGGACUAA